AUGCAUUAUCUAACAAGAAUCUGGGCUCAUCUUGCUCUCUUAAUUCCUCUUGUGGCCAAGUCCUUCGCAGUGGCUGUUGCGCACCAAAAUGUUCUACGAUUGAACCCGACUCUGCUGUACAACAUCUCUACCAACUUUGCUGGCAACUCUUCGGAUUCAUUUCUUCAGACCACUGGCCUUGACAACUCUACCGCCAUGAUGAGACCGUUCAUUGCCUAUGAUGACGAGUUUGAACAUCUACUGGCAAAAGAUGCCACGCUGGAGCAUCUAUACACUAACCCAGACAACAAGCCAGUGGCAGACGAAAUGGGAAUAUGGGUAUGGGACCACAAUGAAGUAUGGAUGUCGUCAAGUUCGGUAGAUAACAUCAGCUACACGAGCAUUCUGGACCUGAGCGACCAGAGUGUCAAGCCCUUGCUCGUCUCAUCCAACGGUAUUCCAAUUCUUAAUCCCAAUGGGGGUGGAUACUUCAACGGAAAAGUAUAUAUCGCAGGGGACGGAAACGCGACAAUCCCGCCGGCUAUCUACGAGAUCGAUCCGGUAACUCUUGAUGCACGGAUUAUCAUCGACAGCUACUUUGGUCUAAGACUUAAUGGUCCAAAUGAUUUAACCUGGGGCUGUAGGGACAAUAAUUCGUGGUUAUUCUUCACCGACGACCCCCUGAGUUAUUAUUACAGCAAGGGUGACUUUCCCACGAUUCCUGAUGCAACGUGGCGCUGGGAUCCUAAAGAGGAGACAUUGCUGCCUGUUAUUGACCGCACGGAUAUUCUCAUCCCAAAUGGGAUCCGAGUGAAUAAGGACAGCACCAAACUAUACGUAACCGAUACACCGAGUACACAAGUCCCAGGCAGUGGGUUUGAACAGACAUCAACAUCGCCAGAACAAUAUUAUGGUAGUGAUACUUCGGCAAUAUAUGAAUUCGAUCUUGGCCCGGAUGGAUUUCCCUAUAACAAGCGCUUGUUUGGCAUCACCCAGCGUGGUAUAUCUGAUGGACUGCAUCUUGAUGACGACGGGCGGAUCUGGACUGCAGAAGCGGAUGGGAUUGUGAUUCGCAGUUCAUCGGGCAAGGUUCUUGGAAUGAUAAACGCCUUAGCAAUUCAAAGGCCUAAGGUCGCCGAUUCUAGUCAACUUCCGUUACAGAACUUUGCUCUAGCAGGAGACAGAAUCAUUAUUCUUGCGUAUACUCAGAUAUACCAAGUAAGACUUAGUCAUGCCAUAGUUAAAAGCAUGACCUAG
Messenger RNA from Trichoderma gamsii, 1236 nucleotides. Its product is annotated as gluconolactonase. Lineage: Eukaryota; Fungi; Ascomycota; Sordariomycetes; Hypocreales; Hypocreaceae. The transcript has a single exon. The record is from RefSeq and is a predicted model, not a curated record. Bases 1 to 1236 code for a protein of 411 amino acids.